UGAAUUCUGCAUUCUUUGCAAUUUGUGAUCAAAACAAACCAUAUUUUGGUACUACAAACCUUAAUUCGGUCCAAAAACUAUACAUUCCUAUCAUAAAUGAGCUUGCGAGAGAGACUAAAGCCAGCACUAAAGAUUCUUAAAGCGGUUUCAAUAUGUGGAAGCGGAGUGUUACUUGUUGCUUACCAUUUAAAUAAAACAUACGCAAGUAUCGAUAGAAUUAUAAAUUCUAAUGUUUUGGAUGCUGAAAAGAAGUUUGCUCCUGAGUACAUCUAUAUAGAUGACCCCUCCUUUGAUGCAACUAUAAAAGCAGAGCACAAUAAACAAGAAAAACAGACGGUAGGACUUGCCCGUAUAUGGAAAAGUCUAAAGUAUUCAUUGGCCUGGAAACUCUUGUGGCUAUGCCGUCAUGGUACUAAAGAACAGCGGUCCAUAGCCAUUGAGCAGUUGGCUGCCUUCAAGAAUAACAAAGUGUGGGAUUGUUUCAAACUCGCCCAAGCAUUAGAUAAAAACACCGCUGUACUCCUAGCAAGAACGCGCGGUGCUGACUUACGGUAUUUCCUGCCGCCUCCCAUACAUGUGCGUAGAGCGGCCUCAACAUCUGACCUUCUGUCGUUCAAGCUCAGGGAUAUGAUUGCAGCGGUUCAGAAAAUUAACCCACAUGGCUGCAUACAUUACUUUCUCAACAAGUACUUUGUGAAUAUGCUAGAUCAUGUGAUGGAGGUGGACAGUGCCCCAGCUAAACCAGACAGCAUCAGCGAGAAAGAUCUCUGCCUGCUAUGUUUAGAUGCAUUAUAUCAUCAUGUGUCCCUGUUCAACAAUAAAACUUACGCAGAGGACUCAUCAGCUCAACUAUUAAUAAAAUUAGGAAUUCUGCCAAAACUAGCUGAAGCCCUCCUGCGAUAUAGAAACGACAUAGACAUAGAUCUGGCAGUGCUACGUCUCCUCACAGUACUGAGCGUACACAGUGAGCUGUUGACAGACUUUUUUCAAAAUGGCCUUAUCGGUGAACUUUCCAGACUUCUACGAGCAAGUGAUAUUCGUUUAUCUAGUUCUGCUGCUGUUUGCUUGGUGAACCUUUCAGGGGAGUUUUGUUACAGACCUGGCCUCUACCUCCUUCAUCCGAUCUACCGAACUAGAGUAGCCCACACUUGUGACACUCUACUCGUCCAUGGACUCCGAGGAGGUGUCUUCGUGACUUGGAGACAAAGGGACAAAAGCUGUCGUGAACCGGUCGGUUUCAGAGAUGCUGCUAUCUCAGAUAUUGACAGCGAAUUGAACAAGGAAAAUUUGGAAGUUGAUCAAUAUCUUGAUCCAGAUAUGCAGCAAGUUAUUCAUGAUAUCAUCGAAUCAGAGGAGGAGACUUUGCUGUCCACUGUCGAGGUAGUGCUAGAAGAUCUUCCAAUUGCAGCAAAAAGAGAAGUAGUAAAUGAAAAGUACACAGCUAAACAAAAGCGGGUCGCCUUACAGCAGGAGAAGCAAGAUAGAAUUCACUAUACCCAGUGCUGGCCGAAGGACUGGUUGCCAAAAGACUGUGAUAAUAUUAGAGUAGUUGGCGUCAACUAUUGGAGUACAUUGUCAGACUGGCUGGAGCGAUGUCCACUGCAAAAUGCGGAGAUCACGGCCCGAGCCCAGGAGCUGUCGGACAAACUGUAUGAUGCUGAUGUCGGUAAACAUAAUAUAAUUUGGUUAGCUCAUUCCAUGGGUGGUUUGAUAGUUAAAAAGAUUCUUACAGAUAUAGCAGAAACUAGCGACUCACCCUAUAAGCCUCUGUGUGAAAAAACAAAAGCCAUUGUAUUCUACAGCACUCCACACAAGGGAAGCUCCCUCGCUUCCAUGCCUCGGGCAGCAUCUGCCAUACUCUGGCCGUCAAAGGAUGUUAAACAGCUGCGAGAAAACUCUCCUAUGUUGCUGGAAAUGCACAACUCAUUUAUUAAAAUUGCCGAUAAAUUACAGUGGGAGACAAUUAGUUUUGCGGAGACUUUGCCAACUUUAGUCACCGCCUUCAAGGUUCCCAUUCACUUUGUUGAACCACACUCGGCAGACCUGGGCCGGGGAGUCUACUAUCAGCUUCCUCUGGAUCAUUUAUCGAUCUGCAAACCUGCAACCAGACAAUCUAUUUUAUAUACAUCAGUAUUAAAUGUUUUGUUAGAUGCUGCUACACAAGAAGCUCAAGUCAAAGUUCGUAAUCCACUCAUCCAGAGAAUCAUAGAUCUUAUUUAUAUAGCCAUAAGUACUAAAAUAAGAGUUCUAGUGGAUGUAUUCGAACAACACGAAAGUCCUGACGUUGCAAAAAUCAAUGAUAUACUGUUACAAGCCUCUACUGAUGAUUUUGUGAUAUAAUUAAGUGCUCAAAUAUAGUAUUACUAGUUUUGUAAAAAU
Aricia agestis (brown argus) is the source of this 2379-nucleotide messenger RNA. RefSeq names its product protein SERAC1. Bases 97 to 2340 code for a protein of 747 amino acids. NCBI's taxonomy places the organism in Eukaryota, Metazoa, Arthropoda, Insecta, Lepidoptera, Lycaenidae. The record is from RefSeq and is a predicted model, not a curated record. The transcript has 2 exons.